GUGGUCUUCAACUUAGCGUUGUAGAAGAUGUGUUCUCUGGCGUUGUUCCCCCCGCCGCUGCCCUCGGGGCAGACCACUCUGUGCGAGUCCAACAACGAGCUGCUCUCCGGAACCGCCUCGGAACAGCCACAGAAACAGGAGUCUAGUCCUCCGAGUUUGUAUUUCCCCCGAGAGUCUCUGAAGCUCCACAGUCGCACAGAAAGCAGCAGCAAGGCGGCCUUCCUGGACCACUCAGAGACGCUGUGGAUGAGGAGUGCAGCCGCUUGGCGGGAUGGUGGUUGCACGGGGUUACUCGAUGAAAUUACCAACUCAAAUACAGAAGUGCCUAAAUGGCUUUCAGUGGGUUCGGGCUUUUCACUGGCGUUGCUCCGAUGGUUCUCUUCCUUUCACGGCUCCAUGUUUCCUCAUCUCACAUUGAGCAGUGAGGACAUGCUUGCUGAGUUUUCACAAGUGCUGAACUGGUCUGACUGUGUGGUGCGAGCCUUCGCCUGGCAUCCCCAUACGGAUAAAUUUGCUUUAGCCCUGCUAGACGACUCCAUUAAGAUCCACAACCCCAAAAGUGCCACCACCCCCACCCUGAAGCACCGUCUACAGAGGAGUGUGGCAGCAGUGCAGUGGAAGCCGCUGUGUGCGUCCGCCCUCGCUGUGGCUUGUCAAAACUGUUUACUGGUUUGGCACGUGGACCCCUGCUCGCUCUCAACCAGGCCCUCGUCCGGUUGUGCUCAAGUUUUGUCUCAUCCUGGUCACUCUCCGGUCACUUCCAUCGCCUGGUCCCCGAGCGGAUCUCUCCUCUUGUCUGCCUCGCCCAUGGACACCGCCAUGAUGGUCUGGGAUGUUGCUUCAGAGAGCUGUGUGCCACUUCAGCGUGUUGGAGGAGGUGGGGUCACUUUCCUUUCUUGGUCCCCUGAUGGUAGCCAUGUCCUGGCCUCUACACCUUCUGCCCUGUUCAGGGUUUGGGAGACCAGGAUGUGGACCUGUGAGCGUUGGCCGUGUGUGAAAGGGCGCUGCCAGUCCGGCUGUUGGAGUCCAGAUGGCAGUCGACUUCUUUUUGCCGUACAGGGAGAGGCGGUCAUCUACGCUAUGACCUUCAGUGAUAAACCAGCAGGUGUACCAACGUGCACAUCUACAGGGCCGCAGGCAGCAGCAGCGGUGGCCGACCUAUCAGAGACCACCUUUAACACACCGGAAGGAGACAUCACUGUCGGCGGAGAGAUCCAGUCUUUAUCCUGGGACCCAACGGGAGAGAGGCUGGCAGUGCUUCUCAAGGGUGAUCCACAAGCAGCAGACAGGCCCUCAAUCAUAGCCAUAUUCAAGACAAGAACCAACCCAAUUUUUGAGCUUUUACCUUGUGGUUUUGUUCAAGGGGAGCUGGAUGCGGAGCCGAGACUAAUGCAGUUUCACCCGAACUUCCAGCACGGCGCUCUGCUCACUGUGUGUUGGUCCAAUGGAAGAAUUACCCACGUGCCUUUCUACUUCCUGAGUGCCGGGGUCCCACAUUUUGGCCUCGGUGGCAGUCCGUCGCUGCCGCGUCCUCAAGAAGGAGCCGCAGACUUCGCCAAUCAGUCGCUCUUCACCGAGCUCGUCUCGUGACGCACCCUCACCCACCAGCACACACUCACAAGUGCUCUUUGUUAUUCUGGAUUAUCAUUAAACAUUAAAGUUACCACAACAGA
Messenger RNA from Pungitius pungitius (ninespine stickleback), 1673 nucleotides. It is a transcript of the gene aaas, whose product is annotated as achalasia, adrenocortical insufficiency, alacrimia. NCBI's taxonomy places the organism in Eukaryota, Metazoa, Chordata, Actinopteri, Perciformes, Gasterosteidae. Gene Ontology annotation, cellular component: nuclear pore. Gene Ontology annotation, biological process: nucleocytoplasmic transport. Gene Ontology annotation, molecular function: protein binding. The record is from RefSeq and is a predicted model, not a curated record. The coding region runs from base 28 to 1590 and encodes 520 amino acids. The transcript has 16 exons.